This is a messenger RNA of Daldinia loculata, 2817 nucleotides long. Its product is annotated as ankyrin. Lineage: Eukaryota; Fungi; Ascomycota; Sordariomycetes; Xylariales; Hypoxylaceae. Gene Ontology annotation, molecular function: protein binding. The coding region runs from base 1 to 2817 and encodes 938 amino acids. The record is from RefSeq and is a predicted model, not a curated record. The transcript has a single exon.
AUGUCUUUUGCUCUCGGCGAUCUCCCCGCCGAGCUGGUCGAGGAUGUGGGAAAGCAUCUCGACGAUGGAGAGUUGUCUUCUCUCUCAAGGACCUGCCGCGACCUCCAUAAGUUACUCAUAAAAAUCUUAUAUAGUCGGCACCAACUCAACCACGAACUCAUGUAUUACUCCGUCGAGCGCGGGAACAUAAGCGUCGUGAGACACUUACUCGAAGCUGGCGCGAGUCCGAACCUUACCAUAUCCUCGGGACAAAACAGACUGUCAGUUCGUGUAUUGCCUCUCAAUUCUAUCGGCCUAUGUACCUGGAUGAAGUCUGACAAAGUGCAACCCGGGCAACCCGAGCAACCUGGGCAACCUGGACAACCCCGUGUUCGACCCCUACCAUACUAUUGGACUCUCCUGCACGUUGCCGCAAGCAUGGGAAGAGACGAUAUCGUAAACCUCCUACUUCAACACAAAGCUAAGACCGACAUAGCUUCUAGAGGAUGUUGCGAUUGUCUCCUCCCGAACAAGGCACUGACAUCCGAAGCAAGGCACUACGUCACACCUGUCUGGAUGCCUCUUCAUACCGCAAUCUGCCACGGGCACGAAUCGACAGCAAGACUUCUAAUAUCUCACGGAGCCUCGACCGGCGUCUCUCCGGAUUGUUAUCGCAUCACUGCUCUCCACACAGCUUGCUUUUCCAACAAUGUUCCUAUAAUCCGAUUCCUCCUGAACGAAGGGCAUCAGACAGAUAUCAACGUCCAAGACGGAAAGGGUUACACACCUAUGGCAUACGCGUACUUCACUAAUAGUUGGCGCUCUAUCGAUUUCCUAGUAAAUGCUGGGGCUUCGCUAAACGUCAACCUGGGAUCAUACAGUCUUAUCGAACAUGCCUGCCUCCGUAGCUGGUUUUAUGACGCCCUUCGACUCAUCAACUUGGGGGUGGACUUGGCGAAAUCUUGCGCCGUGGAACACGAGGCUACCGAUGCGGUUUCGGAACUGUUAUUCCGCUGUUGCCAAAUUGGGGAAUCACUCAGAUUCGAACCACGUUGGCAUACCCGUCUUAGCCACGGGCGAGAGUUUGAUCAGGAGCAGUUCAGAACCAGCGUCAUUCGAGCACUUAUCAAAGCAGGUGCUAACAUAGAGGUUCGAUGCCUAGAAUACAAGCCCGAUCGCAGAGACAGGGUCAUAACCCCACUCAUGCUUGCGUCCAAAUAUAGUCUCAACGAGGUUGUCGAAACCUUGCUCGCCGCGGGUGCCGAUACGGAGGCGAUGGAUGGUGACGGUAAUACUGCCUUGAUGAAGGUUUGUGGAUCCGGAGAAACAAGGGCUCAUAGGCCUGAGGAGGCGAGGCUACGUACUGUAACAACACUACUAACCCAUAAGCCGCAAAGUUUCGACAAUAUCGGCCGAGCUCUGAGGACAGCCUUAGGAUCAUGUCGCAACAUGCAAAUAGUGAAACUUCUUAUCAAACACGCGAAGCCUGGUACGCUGGAUGAUGAGGACAGCUUCAAACUCCUCGGAGACGCGAUGAGCCAACCAAACCAUGAUGUUGCCGAUUUGCUUAUGGAGAGCGGACUCAGAGAGCCUACUUCGGCAGAGAUCGACUCUAUUAUCGAUUCUAUUAUCGAUAAUUCUGAGGAGGAGGAUGAAAAUGACAUGGCUAUGAAAUAUCUUUCCAGAUUUCCGCAAUCAUACGAUCUGCUAAGGGACCCGAACCGUCUUCUCAACUGCAUCAAGAAGGGACAUGACGAUUAUGCCGAGUUUAUGAUUAGGCUUGAAAUGCCGGCUAACCCCGAGUUCUUUCUAGUAGAAGCCUGCGGGAUCGGUAAUUUCGCGAUUGCCCAAAUGCUUCUAAAGAGGGGAGCCGAUCCGAACCAAUGCUCUGGCACCGACCUUCCUCUAGUCAAAGCUAUUCUAGGAAAUCAUUAUAGUGUGGUUGGCCUGCUUUUGGAUCACGGCGCCAUCGUCUGUCAUCGGGGCUUUGAUGCCUUGGACUUCGCAAUCGUACGCGGCAGGACAGAGAUUAUCAGGACGAUCCACACCCACCCUAGCUAUCAAGCGACUAGAACGAAGCGCACUGCUUAUCUAGAAAAUGCCUGCUGCGCGAGCUUGGCCGCGUUCGGCGACACCUCCGUAUUGCGCCUAGUACUAGAAUCCGCAAAUCCUAACGUGGUACUACCAACGGCCACGGUAACACCCUUACACCUAUGUAUAGCGCGAGGCCACGACUCUGCGAUCCUCGUCUUACUCCACGCCGAAGCCGAUAUACACAUGCAUCUUGGUCCGGACGACCACAGGUCGGCAUCUGCUAUAAACUCCUUCUGGGGAACGACGCCGCUGGAAUGGGCGAUCAGCAAUUCGCCUCGCCAUCGCGUCGGUAUUUUGCUGGACCGCCUGAUUCCUGUGUCUCUAAGCAAUCUUUGGCGCCCGCGACAAGAGAUGUUGCAACUGCGCUACAUCCGAGCCGCUUGCCGGAGACACGACCCGGAGGUGAUAGAACUCCUACUCCACCACGAGCUCCCCCUCCAACUUCGUGACGACAAGGGAAAUUCUUUCUUGAGUAUAUUCUGCCAAACUAUCGAGAGCAUCUGGCCGCUCGAAGAUCCGAACCAGCCGGCGGAUUUGACCGGUGAGAAGUCAGCCAAGUGCGUCAUCGUCCUGCUCAAGGGAGGCGCCGAUCCUCAGCAGAAAAACAACGAAGGUGUCUCCGCCUUAGACCAUAUACGUCGCAUGAUGACUUACGAAGGACCUAGCCACUUUCACCAGGAGGUCGCAAAGGCGUGGAAUAGGGAACUGAUCCUCGACGACGAAGGGAUCCGCGAGAGACGUUAG